Molecule: messenger RNA, 6276 nt
Organism: Spirometra erinaceieuropaei
Lineage: Eukaryota; Metazoa; Platyhelminthes; Cestoda; Diphyllobothriidea; Diphyllobothriidae
Source: the annotation of a GenBank genome assembly
GAGGAGGAGGAGGAGGAGCUGGAGACCAGUCGUCUCGGGAUUAAUUGGAGUAUCUGUAACGUUUUUACCGUCAGUGUAGAUUUGAUUCAUCGCUAUGAUUAAAGCCUACUCUCACUCCACCACCGUGCCAGCUCUCAUCCAUAACAGUCUCUCCCAACCAUUCGAUAUCCGAUUUGGUGCUCGACAAGCUUGCAUCUUGUCAGUCACUCCGUUCAACUACGACAUUGAUUGUCUAUGGAUCCGACGCGAAAUCUCCAUCGCCACAAAGAUCCACGUGUACAGUGUAUCCUCCUCUACGGUUAUAAAUGCUGGGCUUUGCGCAUGGAGGAUCAGCGAUGACUGGAGGUAUUUGGCCACCACUGCUUGAGGACUAGCCUUUGAUUAAGGCACACCGACAUCGUCUCAAAUGAGACAGUCCGCACUCGCUGGGACCAUGUCGCGGGGUUAUCUGAGUCAAUCUAGGAAUGAGGAUGGAAGUCCUUUGAGCGCGUCCCCCGUCGCCCGCCUCACGAGCUCAGUUAUAGUGCCCUCGAUCCGGAGCGCUUGCCCGUCCGGAGGUGUUGCAAAGGAAGGUAAUUCCGUGCUCGUCUCGACACGGUUCGUGAAGACAUGGAAGUGGUUCCUCGACCUUCGGUGCUCGGUCUCUGUUGCUGGAAAAGAGAAUAGGUCUAGCAGUCCAGAUUCGUUGUCGCGAAUCAUUCCGUGUGGAGAAGUACAAUGACAUCAUCGAGGUUGGACAGAUCAGGCAUGAUCACAGCCGCACCAAGUACAAGCAGGCGGUGAGCUUUAAAAUUCAACAUUCACACUAGUUAAAUCUUGAGAUCAAGCCCUGUUGGCCGAAAUGUUUGAGUGGUGCUGAGUGGCUAUGAGUACACAGCAGGCCGAGGUCGGGCAGGGCAGGCAUGAUCACAGUCGCACCACAUUUCUACACGUCGGUCACGUGUCGGAGGCUGAUGCAGCGGAUUGGGAGGUCUCGCUGGACUGAAAUCUCAGUGACCUGUUGUUGGCACUUACAGCCAGCUUAGGCAUGAGUCGCUACAUAUCAAGAAAGCUCUACCACUAUGGGACUGGUUUCGGUUAUUCUAUAAAAGUAGUCCUGGCAUGUAUGACUAUUAAUAACCAAUCUGGGGUCCUCUGAAGUGUUGCGAUCUGGUUCCUGUCUAGGAUGUUUUUUUCUGUUUUCUGUAAACAACGGAUAUUAUGCGCAAACAGAUGCUGCCCACGUCGAAGCCUGUUGACCGUUAGUAGGCGGGCCGUCCGUCCUCCAUUACAUUGUUUAGAUCGGCUCCCAGGGAAAAGGAUGUGCUCGGUGCGGUCUCGACAGGCCGCAGCGGAGAUCAAUGCCCCACAUAAUGGAGGAAUCUGAAAGAACUCCCGCACAGAUGUCGUAGAAAGUGCAGGAAAAGUGCUGCAUUCCGAACAUUAAACAUCAAAUACCCUAAACGGAGCUGCGAUGGUCGCCAAACCAUUUCUAGCGGAUCUUGACGUGUUCUAAGGUCUUUUGAACUCACUGCUCCAGCCCAACGUAGAAAUUUCCGUAUUAAAAGCCUUUAGGCUGGGAAAGUUCCCUACUCAACCUUCCAUCCCACCGCAUACUAGGCCUCUCAUAACUGCUCUGAGCUACAAAGAGCAGGUUGAUCUCAUCCCCUCAAAAUAUUCCCACCAAGGAGUUUUCUCAGCCGGAUUACGCACCGCUGGAGCCGCUAAAACGUCAGCAGUUGGUCCAGGAGCUCAGGCUGCGACAGAGGAGCGGAGGACAAAACCUUGUCCCCUCUUGUCUUUGUCAGUAGUAGCAUUCUGCCUAAAACGUGGCUCUAUUUAACAAGGACAUAAUCGGGUGGAUGUCCCGGUUUAUAUGGACUCAUAUGCGUAUGUCGCCACAGCUGAAACAAAUGACAAAGGUGGCGGCAUAACCGGCUUCACACAGGCAAAAAACAAAAAUGUUUAUGUAUCAAUGCGCAAAGUCUGCUAUCUAAAUAAAAUAAUCCUAAAAUUUUCGUAAGCCAAACCUUGCCAGAUGUCAUAUUUAUAAUUGAAACGUGGCUCUCCACUAACGUAGAUGAUCGUGAAGUCGCUCUCUCCGAUUUUGGCUUGUUUAGAAAGGGUAGAGUGAGACGGCGGGGUGGGGGUGGGCUCACAUAUGUCAAGUUUGGUUUGCCUUUGUCAGAAAAAAGGGCAAAGCUCGCACGCACAACUGAAAUAAUUUGACUCACAAUCGGGACCCAUUACGGUCAGCUCCAACAUGGCGUGGAAAUUUUUACCAAAUGAAAAUCAACAUUCGUCGUAUGGACUGGAAAGCAGCAUUUACCGAAUGUGUUCUUAAAGAGUGCUUAGAAUUUAAGGCCUCAUGUCAUGGACUUGUUACCAGUUUCUGCCCUAGAUAGGAAAAUGUGAUUAUCGGCAAGCCUCGAUGGCUAAAGGGCACACUGAAGAGAGAAGUGGACCACAAGCGAAAGCCCUGGAAAACUUAUCUCAGGGAGAAGAACAUCGGGUCAGUGAAUAAGUACAAGGCUUAGAGAAAUGGGUAAGGCGCUGUUUAUAAAACACGACAAAACUUCUAGAGCACUCUGCUAAACGGUUCAGGAGAGAACUCAAGGCGUUUCCACAACUAUAUAGGACAAAGCACUUGCGGUAAGGAUCCCCGCUUCUAUUUUAAAAUGGAUGCUGGUGUUGAACUUUCCAAGGAUGACAAAAAGACAGCAUCUAUUUGCAGUACGUGACCUCUUAUGAAACCUGAUGAAAAACUGAUAUGAGAAUCUCCGGAGGUCCAAAACUUUACCCACUUUGCUAACUCAUCCAGCCUCUUCAAUGAAAUGUCCUUUUCUUUUGCAGAACAUGUGACGCGUAAUUUUAUCAUGCAAAAUAUUCUUGAAUUUGAGCGAAAGUGGACAUUGCGAUAAAGCUGGGCAAUUUCCCAUGCUAAUACCGGUCCUAGACCCCGUUUGCGCAUCUGAGCGUGUUUUUCUUUGAGAGGAGAGUAAUUUACCCUCGGGAGUUUUACUAAACAGAUCUUGCCGCACUUGAACGUUGAUUUUUUGUCUGGUACUAACUGUGGGAAUCCGCUUGCUAACAAACAGGUUAUUUUCAGAUAAUCAGACGUUUAGUCAAUUCUUAGAAGUCAGAUUAGCAGAUCUGUGCGAUUUCACGCCCUAUGACAGUUCGACCAUCGGUUUUGAUGAUGUCCACCGUGUGCCCCACAGUUGCAGCAGCAAUGGGAGCAGGGACGGUGACUUACGCAGGGGUUUAUAGUGCCGGUAGACUUGCGUAGCAUCUACCUGCACUCUCUCCUCCCUCGCCCGAGCCCGGUGUCAAGACAGAGUCAAGAAGACCGGAGACGAGAGAGGCCGCAGGUUAAUGGCUCGGACGGAUCCUCACCUUGGCGUUCCACCACACCCCCUGGUCCACACAACAAAUAACCAGGAUUUCAACCAACCAUAUGUUUCACAUUUAUGGAGUGAAUUAUCACACGCAAACUGAUACAGUGUUCAGAGCAACAUACUCUUCUGCAUGAUGCGCAGCAUGAAUUCCGUAGAGGAGGGUUCUGCCUGAUCAAUUUGCCCUACAGUCUAGAACGCUAGACCCAAACGAUUGAUAGAGAAAAUGUGGUGCAUUUAGCCUGAAUAGACCUCAAGAAGGCCUUUGAUAGUGUGCCAGGUCAACGUCUCCAAUACAGGCUCAGACGCAUAGGUGUAAAAUGCAAGCUUUUGAAAUGUGUCGCAAAUUUCUUGAUUGGUAAAUCUCAGAUUGUCCGUCUUGGUGACCAACAGUCGACUCGGGCGACGUUGAGAUUGGAAUUCUUCAGGGAUUCGUUCUUUGUUCUUUCCUCUUCCUUAUAUAUAUUUAUGACUGCAACCGUGGGUUAGACUGCGACAUCGCCAUGUUUGCUGACGACAUAAAGCUCUGGAACGUCACCGCAAUGAGGACGAUAAGGCGAAUCUACGGGCAAACUUGAAGCGACUCGAGCAAUGGUCAAAACACUGUCUCCUCAUGUUCGAUGUCACCAAACGCAACAUUCUGCGUAUCAAAAGAAAAGGAAGCGUUCACCGGGAGAGGUCUAUUGGAGGUCUGACGUUUCGAGUAGUUGUUUCAUCUACCCAUUUUCAAAGACUGGGAAUUCAUGCGCACUUUGAUGCGUGGCCCGCCAAUGGCACCCGUGUGGCUGCAUCCGACCGGCAUGUCACCGUGACAUAAAUUGCCCCGCCCUCGUCGGACGCGGAUCGAUCGGUCACGAUCGAACCGAAUGACAGAAUGAUGUCAUCUCACUCUUCACGUCCAUACCAGAGACCCCUGCGGUCGAGACGCCCAGUGACCUGCUACGUCAAAAUUACGCUGAGGACGAUGGCCAGUCCGCAGCUCAGGAUCUCAUAGAACUCAUGGGGCACUGCCUCGAUACAUCUUUUACCUUCGAGGGGAUCACACAUGAGCACAUAAAGGGCACUCCGAUGGGUUCACCAAUCUCAGGGCCCAUUGUCAAGGCGGUCCCGCAAAAACUCGAGAAGCGACUGUUCGAGAAGUACAAACCCAGGUUUGGGGCGCGCUACGUUGAUGAUAACCUUGUAAUCAUCGAUCAGGAUAAGAUUAAAUACAAUGAAGAGCUGCUGAACUCAACAGUUGCCGAUCAGCAAUUCGCGAUGGGAGAGGAAGUGGAGGACAAACACCAUUCUUGGAUGUUCUCGUCUGCCUCAACCAAACGACAAACUGGCGACGUCAGUCUCCAGAAAACCGGCGAAAACACUGCAAAUGGUCAGUUACAAAAGCAACCACCACUGCAACACAAACGAAGCUGUAUACGCACGCUAAAUCGAGUGUAGGAAACUCAUUGCAGCAUGCCAGCCGCCAAACUGGAUGAGACGAAGUUCCGCCAAGAACUAUUCUGAGCCAACGGCUAACCGUGAGCAUUCGUUGAACGGAGUCGAAGGCAACCAAGAAAGCGGAAUGAAAAACAUAGUCAGCUACAAUCGUGGCGGAGCAUUCCGUAGAUGAAAGGUGUCUCCGAAGCCGUGGAUAGAUCACUCGCGCCGCUCGGAAUGGGCGUGCCCACAGGCCCGACUCAACGAUCCGUCGGAAAGUGAUGUAUCCAAAAGGCCCGAUCCCUAAGCAGAUGUCGGCCGUUGUCUACCGACUGCAAUGCAGCUGCGAGAAGUGCGACUACACUGGGGAAACCGGCCGAUGGCUACAAACGCGAAUGCACGAGCAUAAGUUGGCCGUGCGAAGAUUGGACCCAGAAUCAGAGGUAGCAACCCAUGGAGCGCAAAUGGGACACAACUUUAACUUUGAGGCCGCUGAGACUGUGGGCCGAGGUGAUGAUCAUACGCCGAAGCAGGUGCGAAAGGCCUGGACGUCCACCGACUGCUCUGUCAACCGCCACAUCAAUUUGCCUCUCCCCUAUCUGACUUUACGAACCUUCUUAACGAGGUACAGUUACGGCGCGAGACAAUCAGGGCCGUCAAAUAUCUCCGCGGCCGACGAGGGCUGGGACGAUUUAGGUCACGGUGACAUGCCGGUCGGAUGCAGCCACACAGGCGCAAUUGGCGGGCCCCGCAUCAAACAAAGUGCGCCAUAUAAGGAGAGUUAUGCGCAUAACUUCCCAGUCUUUGAGGAUGGGAAGAUGAAGCAACUACUCGAAACGUCAGACCUCCAACAGUCAUCUCCCGAGGAACGCCUCCUUUUCUUUUGAUUUACCACCUGGGAAUCGCAUUUUCACUACUAUCGAUUCUGCGAAUCGUCAGAACAAGCUCUGCGCACUAAAUCCAAAUCACACACCGCGGCCAGAGAUAAAGGUUCAGAAUUAUCUUGGCGCGUGGAUCACAAUCCCACUUAAACUAUCAUUCCACUGCUCUAGGCAGCGAAAUCCUAGUCAAGUUUAUGUCACAUCAAGCGGGCAUUUGCGAAGUUCGAGUAAGUGUGCUAUGGUAAUGCCUUAGGGAUGUUAGCGAGACCACAGUUGGAAUUCGCCAUUCAGGCCUGAAGACCCUGGUCUGUCAAAGACUGCACCACCCUCGAAAGUUUGACGGACAACCAAGCUUGUCAGAGGCCAAAGCAACCUACCUCACGAAACCGUGCUUUCCAAUAUUGACCUCUUUCCCCUGAACUACAGACCGCUACGUGGCAACUAAAUUCAAGCUCUUCGCAUGCCGCGAGGCCAGGAUUGUUGCCUCGCAUCCGACGACCUCUUCGAACCGGCCACCACUAGUAGCUUGGGACGGCAUCCUCUCAAACUAUGCACGACUGGGGCAAGAGUGGACGCAAGGAAAUCUCUUCAGCCAGAUUGAGUAG